Molecule: messenger RNA, 1491 nt
Organism: Myotis myotis
Lineage: Eukaryota; Metazoa; Chordata; Mammalia; Chiroptera; Vespertilionidae
Gene: PMVK
Product: phosphomevalonate kinase
Exons: 6
Coding region: 269-928 (219 amino acids)
Biological process (GO): cholesterol biosynthetic process; isopentenyl diphosphate biosynthetic process, mevalonate pathway
Cellular component (GO): cytoplasm
Molecular function (GO): phosphomevalonate kinase activity
Source: RefSeq, a predicted model, not a curated record
CUAAGUGAGCGGGGAGGGGGGCGUCUGCCGCGGGGAGGCCGCCCCGGGAUCAGCCUUCUUUGCCUCCACAUUGAACUUCUUCGACGUUAAUUAAAACGCACGGAAGUGCAGGCGCGGGCGGCCGGGCCCCUGCACGGCUGCGGGGAGGACGCGCGGAGCCCGCCCUGAGGUCUCUCCACCGGGUGGCCGCCUCCGUUCCGCGCCCGUGGCCCAACUUAAGGGUGGGGAGUCGUGCUAUUUUUAGGGAUCGCCCAAGUGUGGGGGCCCCAUGGCCCCGCGGGGAGGAGCCCCCCGGCUGGUGCUGCUGUUCAGCGGGAAGAGGAAAUCCGGGAAGGACUUCGUGACCGAGGCGCUGCAGAGCAGACACAGGCGUCAAACCGUGGCGAGAAGCACCGGUUCUGGGAUUAGCCGGCUGAGACUCAGAUCCCGACUCGCCACGUUUGAACUCGGCGCGGACGUCUGUGCUGUCCUCCGGCUCUCCGGUCCCCUCAAGGAGCAGUAUGCCCAGGAACACGGCCUGAACUUCCAGAGACUCCUGGAUGCCAGCGCCUACAAGGAGGCCUAUCGGCGGGACAUGAUCCUCUGGGGAGAGGCGCAGCGCCAGGCUGACCCGGGCUUCUUCUGCAGGAAGGUCGUGGAGGGCGUCUGCCAGCCGGUCUGGCUGGUGAGUGACACACGGAGGCUGUCUGAUGUCCAGUGGUUCCGGGAGGCCUAUGGGUCUGUGACGCAGACCGUCCGCGUGGUGGCCUCGGAGCAGAGCCGACAGCAGCGGGGCUGGGCGUUCACACCAGGAGUGGACGAUGGCGAGUCCGAAUGCGGCCUGGACAACUUUGGGGACUUCGACUGGGUCGUCGAGAACGACGGAGACGAGCAGCGCCUGGAGGAGCAGCUGGGGAACCUGAUAGGAUUUGUCCGCUCCAGACUUUAGUUAUUUCUAGGAGCCCCGAAGCCGCCGGGUGAGGGGGGCUCACUCUGCCAGACGUGGUCGCUGAUGCUGGCCAAGCGGAGAGCACACGGAGGGUCUGGGCUCCCAGAUGUCAGACAGGACAAGAAACCUCCAGGAACUUUAACUUUUCUUUAAUAUAUCUUUAUUGAUUUCAGAGAGGAAGGGAGAGGGAAAGAGACAGAAACACCAGUGUUGAGAGAGAAUCAUUGAUUGGCCGCCUCCUGCGUGCCCCACACCGGGGAUGGAGCCCGCAACCAGGGCAUGUGCCCUGACCAGGAGUUGAACCGUGACCUCUUGGUUCGUAGGUCGAUGCUCAACCACUGAGCCACGCCAGUGGGGCCAGGACCUCAUUUCUCUAUGGACUGGGCUGCCCUGCCUCUCAGGAGGAGGCUUACAGGGCAAAGGGCUGUGCUGGAAGCAGGAACAUCGCCGUCCCCCUGGGCGCCUGGCGGGCAGCCUGUGGCUACCUUGCUUCCCCAUCAGGAUGCUUUCGGCCCCUUGUUCUGGGCAAGAGUGUGGACACGAAUAAACCUCCUUGGAGCACA